This is a messenger RNA of Nyctereutes procyonoides (raccoon dog), 3641 nucleotides long. It is a transcript of the gene IKBKE, whose product is annotated as inhibitor of nuclear factor kappa B kinase subunit epsilon. NCBI's taxonomy places the organism in Eukaryota, Metazoa, Chordata, Mammalia, Carnivora, Canidae. Gene Ontology annotation, molecular function: ATP binding; protein serine/threonine kinase activity. Gene Ontology annotation, biological process: peptidyl-serine phosphorylation. Gene Ontology annotation, cellular component: cytoplasm. The transcript is spliced from 21 exons. The record is from RefSeq and is a predicted model, not a curated record. Bases 769 to 2928 code for a protein of 719 amino acids.
CUCAAGGAAAUGGCGUUCUCAAGACGUGCGUUUUUUAAAAAAAAACAAAAAAAAAAAGAUUACCGAGAGAAGGCUCAAAGAAGUCUUAAGGAACCGUAGGAUUCCAGGUGACCCCAGGGUUAAGAGCCUAUCAGAGGUUCCGAGAGGAAGAAGCCCCUGUCGAGUCCAGCCUUAUCAGCAUAUUUAAGAGGCGGUAGCCCUUCUCCCAUCAUCCCACUGAGACCAGCUCUGAACCUAUUUUUCAGAGAGGAUUUGAGCUUGGCCUCUGGGGCUACACUCCCUAGAGCCAGUUGCUUGAGGGGAACCGGCCUUUGCAGAGAACAGGAUGGGGGGCAGAGAUGGGGAAUGGGGUUGUAGAGGGUUUCAGGUUCUCCCCCUGGGCUCUUGAGUUCUUGGAUGUGAUGGUCUCCUGCCCACCCCCACCCUCACCACCGUGGGCGCACACUCCUACACUUAUGCUCCCUGCAGCGGUACGAGCGUCCCUCUCCAGAGCAGCGCUGACCUGGCCACACUGGCCGCCUGAGCCGCUGUUCCGCGCACAGCAGCAGGAAGUGGUGGGCCCAGGCAAGUGGGUGGGGAAGGGCUCCAGGCUCGUGUUGCAAUCCUGGAGAUUUGUGGUGGUGUGGUUGACGCUGCCUGACCUGCCUGGGGCCCUGCCUUCAAGCACUAUUUCUGCUUCCUGGGACAAUCCCAGGUCUGGAUGCCAGAAACCCAGAAUUCUCGGUGCCUGGGAGAGGCCGAAGGUGGCCAGCUGGCCAGGGGCCGGAGAUGCAGAGCACCAUCAAUUACCUAUGGCACACGGACGACCUGCUGGGGCAGGGGGCCACUGCCAGUGUGUACAAGGCCCGAAACAAGAAAUCCGGGGAGCUGGUUGCUGUGAAGGUCUUCAACACGGCAAGCUACCUGCGGCCCCGCGAGGUGCAGGUGAGGGAGUUUGAGGUCCUGCGAAAGCUGAACCACCAGAACAUCGUCAAGCUCUUUGCAGUGGAGGAGACGGGGGGCAGCCGGCAGAAGGUGCUGGUCAUGGAGUACUGCUCUAGCGGGAGCCUGCUCAGCGUGCUCGAGAGCCCGGAGAAUGCCUUCGGGCUGCCCGAGGACGAGUUUCUGGUGGUGCUGCGCUGUGUGGUGGCUGGCAUGAACCACCUGCGGGAGAAUGGCAUCGUCCACCGUGACAUCAAGCCUGGAAACAUCAUGCGCCUCAUGGGGGAGGAAGGGCAGAGCAUCUAUAAGCUGACGGACUUUGGGGCCGCCCGGGAGCUAGAUGAUGAUGAGAAGUUUGUCUCCGUCUAUGGCACUGAGGAGUACCUGCACCCCGACAUGUAUGAGCGGGCAGUGCUCCGCAAGCCCCAGCAGAAGACAUUCGGGGUAACGGUGGAUCUCUGGAGCAUUGGGGUAACCCUGUACCACGCAGCCACUGGCAGCCUGCCCUUCGUCCCCUUUGGUGGGCCACGGCGCAACAAGGAGAUGAUGUACCGGAUCACCACCGAGAAGCCGGCCGGGGCCAUCGCGGGCACCCAGCGGCGGGAGAACGGGCCCCUGGAGUGGAGCUACGGCCUCCCCAUCACCUGCCGCCUGUCCCCGGGGCUGCAGAGCCAGCUGGUGCCCAUCCUGGCCAACAUCCUGGAGGUGGAGCAGGCCAAGUGCUGGGGCUUUGACCAGUUCUUUGCGGAGACCAGUGACAUCCUGCAGCGAGUCGUCGUCCAUGUCUUCUCCUUGUCCCAGGCGGUCCUGCACCACAUCUACAUCCACGCCCACAACACGAUAGCCAUCUUCCUGGAGGCAGUAUAUGAGCAGACCAGUGUGGCUCCCCAGCACCAGGAGUACUUCUUUGAGGGUCACCUCUGCGUCCUUGAGCCCAGCCUGUCAGCGCAACACAUCACCCACACGACCGCAAGCAGCCCCCUGACCCUGUUCAGCAAGGCCAGUGAGACCCCCAAGGGGCUGGCCUUCAGGGACCCCGCUCAGGACAUCUCCAAGUUCUUCCCCAAAGUGGACCUGCAGGCAGAUUACACCACCGCCAAGAGUGUACUGGGUGCUGGCUACCAGGCCCUGUGGCUGGCACGGACCUUGCUGGCCGGGCAGGAGAUGAUGCUUCGGGGACUGCACUGGUUUGUGGAGACGCUCCAGGCUACAUGCAGACGGACGCUGGAGGUCACACGGAUGGCUCUCCUCUUCCUCAGCAGCAGCCUGGGCACCGAGAGGUUCAGCAGUGUGGCUGGGAUGCCUGAGAUGCAGGAGCUGAAGAGGGUCACAGAGCUGAGGUCCAGGCUGCGGGCUUUGGUGGAGGCCCUCUCCAGAUGCUCCCACAAUAUCACAGAGACCCAGGUGAGCCUGAGCAACCUGAGCUCUGAGCUGGUGAAGAACCGGGAUCAGUCCCUGUCUCCUGCCCACAGCAUCCAGCAGAUUCAGUGUUGUUUGGACAAGAUGAACCUCAUCUACAAACAGUUCAAGAAAUCCAGAAUGAGACCAGGGCUUGGCUACAAUGAGGAGCAGAUUCACAAGCUGGAUAAGGUGAAUUUUAGUCAUUUAGCCAAAAGGCUCCUGCAGGUAUUCCAGGAGAAGUGUGUGCAGAAGUAUCAGACAUCCCUGGUCACGCACGGCAAGUGGAUGAGGGAAGUGCAUGAGACCAGGAACCAUUUGCGCAUGGUCAGCUGUUCUGUGGCUGCCUACAACACAGAAGCCCAGGGAGUCCAGGAGAGCCUCAGCAAGAUCCUCGACUGGUUGUCUCACCAGCAUCUUCAGGACAGAACAAAGGAGGCUCAGGUCUCACCACCCCCCACAGCCCCCUAUCCCAGCCCUGCACCGACAGACCUGGUUCUCCACAUGCAAGAGCUCUGCGAGGAGAUGAAACUGCUGGCCUUUGACCUGCAGGACAACAAUCGCAUCAUUGAAGGGCUAAGUAGGCCCCCAUCGGCUCCUGACUCCUGACAUCUGAGCCCCAUGGGGUGCCCAACAUCCUGAAGCAUUAGAAUCGUUCAAACACUGCUCUCCUGCCUGCAGUGUGGGGCCUAACACAGGAUGAUGUCUGGUCCCGUCUCGUCAGCCUACCUCCCUCCUGGCCAACAACUGGGAGAUGUCACCAGCAUUACCUUCCACUGCCUUUCUGGCAGCAGCAGCACAGCAGGCCCCAGGGCACCAGGCCACCCCUGUCAGGACCCACUGCCUGGGCUGACCUUUGUGUGUCACACAGGCUCAGGUACAUCUCCAUCGCUCCGGCCUGUAUAGCUGAAGCCAGCAGGCCACGGGGAGAAGAGGCUCGGAUCGGCCCGCCCAACCACCUCCUCUGGUUUACAGGGCUUCAAUUCUCAGGGAACAGAAGAGGAGGCCUCUGGGAAUUUCCCUAGGAUGCUGGGUCAAACGACCUCAGUUCAGUCUUCCUUCCUCUUAAGGGGUUUCACGUUGAACAUCCUGUGAUUUCUGGGAGCCCCCACUCUCAGCCCCAGGCAUUAUAGAGCCUGAUUUUGGGGGUUUGGCCUGGGUGCUAGGUAGGGCCUCAAGGAUCCUCACCUUCCUCUCUCCCUGAGGCACCGCCAGGCUCUGGGAUAUGCAUCCAGCUGUGGUCUACAGGGAGCACAGGCCUGUAAGUCCAGAUCAGAGACCUGUACCCGCAAGAAGUGGAAUAAACAUGGCCUUCUUUUCUA